Sugiyamaella lignohabitans is the source of this 261-nucleotide messenger RNA. RefSeq lists its product as uncharacterized. NCBI's taxonomy places the organism in Eukaryota, Fungi, Ascomycota, Dipodascomycetes, Dipodascales, Trichomonascaceae. The record is from RefSeq and is a predicted model, not a curated record. The coding region runs from base 1 to 261 and encodes 86 amino acids. The transcript has a single exon.
AUGUCUCGAAGAAACGGUUUGCGAGACACUCGAAACGGAUUGACUACCGCCAUUGAUCCAGCUACCACGGCAAUAAUAAACGUAGCAGCACCAAUCAGUUCACCUACUGCCAAAGAACCAGACCCGAUUCUCACCGCAGCAUACGUGCUAAACAUAUCAGGAGCACCAUUACCAAAAGCCAGAAAAGUGACUCCCACAACAGACUCGGCCAGUCCUAGCAAAUUAGCCAUUGUCGACAGGUUCGGGCACAGAAAGUCAUAA